GAUUUCCGUGAAGUGCCGCAAUAUAUCUCUGAUAGUACGCCAUGCACGCUAGGGCUAUAGAGUUGGUCUGUUUGAUUACAAGAAACUCACUGGAAGAGGAACUCUAGUGACUGUGGACACGAUAUGGAGUGGGCUUCUGUGAACAUAUCGACUGGAAGUGAACACGAUAUUUAAUGGACGUCUCGUAUACUUGAAUAUGAUCUCUUGGAGUUCUUGUGUAUGUGAACAUGGUCUUUGACUCAAAGAACUCCUUGGAUUCCUCACCCAAUAUCUGAGACUGUCAUCGGGGGCUAUAUCUGUCUCCCUGUGAUGUCAAUAUAUAUGUGCCUGUAUACCAUUACUAAAGAUUCCGUGAGAAUGUUUACACUAGAGUAUCGCCCGUUGACAUGUCCAAGCAGACCUCUUUGAUGUUUUAUCGGAUUUUGAUUUGGUCAGCGUCUUCUGAUGAAUGACCACAGUGGACGACUGUCCUGUAAUCUCUCCUGGACUCCGUGGUCAGUUUGACAAGGUGGUCCAUUUGGAUAUCAUUACCAUUUCAAGGAAUUAAGGUAACAGUUCAGAAACACAAGCUGGAUGCUGACGGGGGGUCGGGCCUUGUUGGCACCGUGGAUCUCUUGUUACUUCAGCAGCAUGGGAAGUCACACCCCAGCUAACCAAUCAGCGUCCACGCAUGAUAUUCACGAGUAAAGACUCGCGCGAGCACUCGAGGUGAAACGAGCUUCUCCAAUACUGCGCCAGGAUACGCAUGAAAAACGUCAGGCGAUAUACUCAAGGAGAACAACAUUUCCCAGACCAUUUGUUACACUUCCAGAGGAUCGGGGCGAUGAUCGAGACAAAGUUUGUGAUCUGGUUUUCAACUGAUUGUAUUCAUGUGUAGUAUUGUGUAGUACACGUCUCCACUAUGCUGGGAUACCUGUUGACUGUGAUUUGCUGGUUAUGUUGUGCCACUGUUAUUGUGGAUUGUGAACCUCUCAGCGGACCAGUUGUGAAGAUUGGAAGAUGUAGAGCAAGGUGUUUGGAUAAGCUUCUUAACGAAAGUGUUUCUGGUGACGAAUGCCUGACAACGCCCGACUGCCAUAUGUGUUGGAAUUUCUGUGACAACCUGUUCACAAAGUACCGGUUGUACGGAGUUGUGUGUAAUGUGGAUAAAGUAUGCACACGUGGGUGUGAGAUUGCCUGCGACUUCAGACACAAGCCGCCAGGACCAUCGAAAAAUCAACGCUGGGCAUUUUCCACGGGAGAUGUAGAGACGAGACGGAACUCACGAGUGACGGACAUUCAGUGGAAACGUCCCAAGCCUCCGACUUCCUUUAAGUCCAAGAAGUCUCUGGUGUACAUCAUAAUGGUUCGGAGGAAGGGGAGCAAGGAUACCUGGAAACAGCUGAAACAGGUAGCAUCUCAUGCUGUCAGCUUCGAAACUGACACCAUGCCGGAUCCCCCAGAGUUUCAGUUGCUGGCUGUUUCCAACAGAGGGAUUGUGGCCAGAUCCAAAAAAUUAUCACCAGAGUCCUUUGUUAAAGAAACCUAUGCCUUCCCGAAUGGUCACCUGGAGGAUGGCCGGAGCGCCACCUACACACCAGACAUCAGUCCCAUGAACAUCACCAUUGACAUGAAGAUGGUUGCCGGCAAGCUUCAGACGUCCCUUGACUGGAACCAUCCCAGUGCUGAAGUGCUGCCUUGUGCCAAGAACGAUGAGCCAUGUUUCUAUGAGAUGAACUGGUUCCUCACCGACUGUGCUGCCUACCCAAGAGCUCCAUCCUGUGAGACGUUGCCGUACCACACUGCUGAGACCACCCAUUUCCUCUACCAUGAAAAGCCAAAUUUCCGCAUUCCUGACAUUGAGUUAAACUCCCUGUACAACGUGUUAAUCAGCAUCAGGGAUGCCCAUGGAGAAGCAGUUGAAGGGAAAACAUCAUUCAAGACGCCAUUGUGUCUCAAGAUGAGCAUUGACAGAACCACCUGUAACGAUGACCUGGAUGUCUUCGGACAAAACAACCCAGAUAAUGUUCCUGCUAAUCUGAGUCUAGCUGUCUCUACUAUCUACCCUGAAACAGUCUCUAGCACAGAUAUUGAAGAACUGAAGCUACAGAUCAACGAAAACCCGCAGAUGACCUUUAACCCUUCGACAGGGAUGAUGGAGGUGAACGUCACAUGGACGAGUGUCCUGAACCAGUCUGUGUUUGAGAAGUACCAAGUGUUCUGGUACACGGAUGAUGAUGAAUACAACCCCAAGCCUGGCCAGAAUGAAACGGUCCAGACUCACAUGAUCCUUGAGCUGGAAACAAAUAGACUAUAUACGAUUGAUGUGACAGCAUACUACACAGAUGACUACAGCGAGCCGUGCUCAAUCACGGAUGCUAUACAACUCCUCACCCAGAGAAACCUCAGUUCCUCAACCGUCAUUGCUCAACCAAUCAAACAGCCUCACAAGCAGGAUCUAAGUACUCUGAGUGGUGUGAUAGUUGGCGUCGUGGUGGCAACCAUCCUCAUCGUAGUUGGUUUUGUGGUUUUGUUCUACAAGAAGAGGAAGAGUUUCAAGGAUAUUAUCAUCACCAAGACAUUUGUUACCAAGAGCAACAGCUACAAGUCUAACGUUGGAGCUGGCAAGUCUAAUUACUCGAAUCAGCUGAUGGUAAUUAGCGACGAAUGGGAACUUGACCCCAAGCAAUUGAAAUUCAGCACUCAACUUGGUCAGGGUGCCUUUGGCAAGGUGGUUACAGGGUACUACUGUGACCAGAAAGUGGCCAUCAAGCUCAUUAAAGAGGGAGCCCCACUGUCCUACAAGGAAGACCUGGUAGCAGAGAUCAACCUGAUGAAGCGUGUCGGAUCUCACCCCAACAUCGUGGCCAUGAUUGGAGCGUGCACCCUCAAUGAGCCCAUUGCCCUCAUCAUGGAGUUUAUACCUCACGGCAAUCUCCAGAACUUUAUGAAGAAGUGUCGUCUGGAAGGGGAUCUUCGGAAGCGGUCUGAUGGUGCCAGUGAAAUUGCAUAUUCCAUGGUUGAUGAUUCCGGUGGCAUUGAAAACUAUUUCAUCACCCCGACUGACAUGUUGUCCUUCGCUAGACAAGUGGCCAUGGCUAUGGAAUACCUAACUGAUCGAAGAUACGUCCAUCGUGACCUUGCUGCCCGGAAUGUCUUACUCGGCCCGAACAAGGUGGUCAAGCUGUGUGAUUUUGGCCUGUCACGUGACAUCUACAAUGACAACCAGUACAAGAAACUGACCAAUGGGAAGCUUCCUCUCAAAUGGAUGGCUAUCGAGUCUCUGAGGGACAGAGUGUUCACCACCCAGAGUGAUGUGUGGUCAUUUGGCAUCCUGCUCUGGGAAAUCGUUACAAUGGGUGCUUCCCCCUACCCUCAUAUAGCCCUGUCUGAUCUGUACUACGUCCUUGUGAAUGGCUAUAGGAUGGAGAAGACGAGCAACUGUUCAGAUGAGCUGUAUGCCCUCAUGCUGCAGUGCUGGGCAGCUAACCCAGCAGACAGACCCUGCUUUACCCAGCUCAGGAUGAUGCUGGAAGAACUGAUGGAGGAAGACAGGGACUACCUGGUCCUUGAGAACAUCAAUGUUCCUCUGAACACUUCGGAGAACAGCAGCAGCUCUUCUUCAGUGGAUGACAUGUCAACCCAGCCUUCGGGAACAUCCUCCGGGGUGCUAGUUGUGGCCAUGCCCAAGGAGUCACUGCGAGUGGAUGUGUGUAUUCACGGAAAGUCCACAGAUAGACUGCUGAGGAAGUCUGAGAGUGAUUCAAGUCCCUAGGACCAGGACAGUGUGUGUUGUGUGACUAUGUGAUAUGAUGUUGUGUGAGAGGAACCCAUCAACAUGGGACAACUGUCGUCAUGGUUUCAAUGGCUGUCAUCAUGGUUUUUAUGUCUGCCUUCAUGGUUUCAGUUGCUGUAGUCAUGGUUUCAGUUGCUGUAGUCAUGGUUUCAGUGACUGCUGUCAUGGUUGCAGUGACUGCUGUCAUGGUUGCAGUGACUGCUGUCAUGGUUUCAGUGACUGCUGUCAUGGUUUCAGUGACUGCUGUCAUGGUUUCAGUGACUGCUAUCAUGGUUUCAGGGACUGCUGUCAUGGUUUCAGUGACUGUUGUCAUGGUUGCAGUGACUGCUGUCAUGGUUUCAGUGACUGCUGUCAUGGUUUCAGUAACUGCUAUCAUGGUUUC
This is a messenger RNA of Haliotis rubra (blacklip abalone), 4157 nucleotides long. Its product is annotated as ephrin type-B receptor 1-B-like. The transcript has 20 exons. Gene Ontology annotation, cellular component: signaling receptor complex. Bases 902 to 3754 code for a protein of 950 amino acids. Gene Ontology annotation, biological process: cell surface receptor protein tyrosine kinase signaling pathway; protein phosphorylation; positive regulation of kinase activity. Gene Ontology annotation, molecular function: protein binding; ATP binding; transmembrane receptor protein tyrosine kinase activity. NCBI's taxonomy places the organism in Eukaryota, Metazoa, Mollusca, Gastropoda, Lepetellida, Haliotidae. The record is from RefSeq and is a predicted model, not a curated record.